Messenger RNA from Penicillium manginii, 4416 nucleotides. RefSeq names its product pleiotropic drug resistance family ABC transporter. The record is from RefSeq and is a predicted model, not a curated record. Gene Ontology annotation, cellular component: membrane. The transcript has 3 exons. Gene Ontology annotation, biological process: transmembrane transport. Lineage: Eukaryota; Fungi; Ascomycota; Eurotiomycetes; Eurotiales; Aspergillaceae. Gene Ontology annotation, molecular function: ATP binding; ABC-type transporter activity; ATP hydrolysis activity. The coding region runs from base 1 to 4416 and encodes 1471 amino acids.
AUGUCGCUCCUGGGGACGAUUAACCCCAAUGUCGUCGAAUCGACGACUGAAUCGACGACUAUCUCACGCGAGAUGCACCGCCACGACCCUGCUGCUAGCUUCAGCACCGAAGACACCGCCAUGGAAAAGUCCGAGGAGAUCGACGAAGAGGUCGUCGAGGCCGAGGUCACUCGUCUUGCUCAGCAGCUCACCCGUGAAUCGACUCGUUUUGUCGAUGCCGAAAACACCUUCAUCGAUGUCAAGGAGGAAUCCACCUUGAACCCGCACAGCCCUAACUUCAAGGCCCGCAAUUGGAUGAAGAAUCUCCUCGCUAUCACUGCUCGUGACCCCGAACGUUAUCCCAUGCGCCAGGCCGGCAUCUCUUUCCGCAACCUUAGUGUUCACGGUUAUGGUAGCCCUACAGAUUACCAAAAGGAUGUGUUCAACUCCGUCCUCCAAAUUGGUGGUCUGUUCCGUUCUAUGAUGGGAUCUGGCAAGCAGAAGAUCCAAAUUCUGCGCGAUUUCGAUGGUUUGGUCAAGAGCGGCGAGAUGCUCGUCGUUCUGGGCCGUCCUGGUUCCGGUUGCUCGACCUUCUUGAAGACGCUGGCCGGCGAGAUGAACGGUAUCCACAAAGAUGAAAAGACCCAGAUGAACUACCAAGGUAUCUCCGACAAGAAGAUGCGUGACCAGUUCCGCGGUGAAGCUAUCUAUACCGCCGAGACCGAUGUGCAUUUCCCUCAAUUGACUGUUGGCGAUACCCUCAAGUUCGCUGCACUGGCCCGCACUCCCCGCAAUCGUCUGCCGGAUGUCACUCGUGAGCAGCACGCCCAGCACAUGCGUGACGUUGUCAUGGCCAUGUUGGGUCUCUCACACACUAUCAACACCCGCGUCGGAAACGAUUUCGUUCGUGGUGUUUCUGGUGGUGAGCGCAAGCGUGUCAGUAUCGCCGAGGCCACCCUCUGCGGUAGCCCUCUGCAGUGCUGGGAUAACAGUACUCGUGGUCUCGACAGUGCCAACGCCCUGGAGUUCUGCAAGACUCUGAACCUGAUGGCCAAGUAUUCCGGUACUACAUGUGCUGUUGCUAUCUACCAGGCUUCCCAGAGUGCCUACGAUGUCUUCGACAAAGUAACUGUCUUGUACGAAGGACGACAGAUCUAUUUCGGCCGUACCGACGAGGCCAAGGAGUUCUUCACCACCAUGGGCUUCGAGUGCCCUGAGCGUCAGACCACUGCCGAUUUCCUGACUUCCCUGACUAGCCCCGCUGAGCGUAUCGUGAAGCCUGGCUAUGAGAACCGUGUUCCUCGUACUCCUGACGAGUUCGCUGAGGCGUGGAAGGCCAGCACUGCCUAUAAGGGUCUCAUGAAGGAAAUCGACGAGUAUGACCAGUCCUACCCACUGGGUGGCGAGUCGCUGCAAAAGUUCGUCGACUCCCGUCGGGCGAUGCAGGCCAAGAACCAGCGUGUUCGCUCUCCCUAUACCCUUUCCGUCGUCCAGCAGGUGAACCUCUGCAUGGUCCGUGGCUUCCAGCGCCUCAAGGGCGAUGCAAGUUUGACAUUGUCGCAACUCAUUGGUAACUUUAUCAUGGCUCUGAUCAUUGGCUCUGUCUUCUACAACCUUAAGGACGACACCGACAGUUUCUAUUCUCGUGGUGCCCUUCUUUUCUUCGCUGUCCUUCUUAACGCCUUCUCCAGUGCACUCGAGAUCUUGACUCUUUACGCGCAACGACCCAUUGUUGAAAAACAAGCCCGCUAUGCUAUGUACCACCCUUUCACAGAGGCUGUGGCCUCCAUGCUAUGUGAUAUGCCCUACAAGUUACUCAACAUGGUGACUUUCAACGUGACACUCUAUUUCAUGACGAAUCUUCGCCGCACACCUGGAGCUUUCUUCACCUUCCUUGUGUUCUCCUUGGUAACGACCUUGACCAUGUCUAUGAUCUUCCGUACGAUUGCCGCCACCUCGCGAACCCUCUCACAGGCCCUGGUUCCUGCCGCUAUCUUGAUACUGGGAUUGGUCAUCUACACUGGUUUCACCAUCCCACCCACCAACAUGCUUGGCUGGUCUCGAUGGAUGAACUACAUCGAUCCUAUUGGCUACGGCUUCGAAUCGCUCAUGGUUAACGAAUUCCAUAACCGCCAGUUCACAUGUCCGGAUGCAUCGUUUAUCCCUGUAUACGGUGCUUCUCUUAUGAACAAGGUUUGCAAUACUGGGGGCUCCCGUCUUGGCCAGGACGUUGUCGAAGGCGAUAACUAUCUCUGGGAUAACUUCCAGUACUCCAACACCCACAAGUGGCGCAACUUGGGUAUCAUGUUUGGUUUCAUGAUUUUCUUUAUGGCUACCUACCUGAUCGGUACCGAGUUCAUCUCUGAGUCCAAGUCCAAGGGCGAGGUUCUGCUUUUCCGUCGUGGACACGCACCCAAGCGUGGCAACUCUGAUGAGGACAUUGAAGGCACCCAGACCGUCAGCCAUGCCGAGAAGACCGACGAGACAACCAGCGAGCAGGGUGCUGGUGGAAUCCAGCGCCAAACCGCUAUCUUCCACUGGCAAGACGUGUGCUACGAUAUCAAGAUCAAGAGCGAAGAGCGCCGUAUUCUGGAUCACGUUGAUGGCUGGGUCAAGCCUGGUACCUGUACUGCCCUGAUGGGUGUCUCCGGUGCUGGAAAGACCACUCUGCUUGACGUGCUUGCUACUCGUGUUACUAUGGGUGUUGUUACUGGUGAGAUGUUGGUUGAUGGCCGUCUUCGCGACCAGUCUUUCCAGCGCAAGACCGGUUACGUCCAGCAACAGGAUCUCCACCUUUACACUACAACUUGCUAUGCUCCGUCAACCUGCUGCCACCCCCGCCAAGAGAAGCUAGACUAUGUUGAGGAGGUUAUCAAACUGCUUGGAAUGGAAUCGUAUGCUGACGCCAUUGUCGGAGUGCCCGGUGAAGGUCUUAACGUUGAGCAGCGUAAGCGUCUCACUAUUGGUGUCGAGCUUGCUGCUAAGCCCCAACUGCUUCUGUUCCUGGACGAGCCUACUUCCGGUCUUGACAGUCAGACCUCGUGGUCCAUUCUUGAUCUAAUUGACACCCUGACCAAACACGGCCAGGCUAUUCUCUGCACCAUUCACCAGCCCUCUGCCAUGCUUUUCCAACGUUUCGACCGCCUUCUGUUCCUUGCCCGUGGUGGUAGAACUGUCUACUUUGGAGAUAUCGGAGAGAAGUCCUCCACUCUUGCCAACUAUUUUGAACGCAAUGGCGCCCCUAAGCUGCCUCUUGAGGCUAAUCCAGCUGAAUGGAUGCUUGAGGUGAUUGGUGCUGCCCCUGGUUCUCACAGUGAUAUCGACUGGCCCGCUGUCUGGCGUGAAAGUCCCGAGCGCAAGGAAGUGCACAACCACCUGGCUCAACUCAAGGCGACCCUGUCCGCAAAGUCCGUCGAUGAGUCUGCCUCUGACCCUGCCAACUACAAGGAAUUUGCUGCUCCGUUCAGCGCCCAGCUCUGGGAGUGCUUGAUCCGUGUGUUCAGUCAGUACUGGCGCACCCCGAUCUAUAUCUACUCCAAGGCGGCGCUUUGCAUCCUCACAUCUCUCUACAUCGGUUUCUCCUUCUUCCACUCUUCCAACACUACCCAGGGUCUCCAGAACCAGAUGUUCAGUAUCUUUAUGCUGAUGACUAUCUUCGGUAACUUGGUGCAGCAAAUCAUGCCUCACUUCUGUACCCAACGUUCCCUGUACGAAGUUCGUGAGCGCCCCAGCAAGACCUAUUCUUGGAAGGCCUUCAUGACGGCCAAUAUCCUUGUCGAACUCCCCUGGAACACCCUCAUGGCAGUUUUCAUCUUCGUUUGCUGGUACUACCCCAUCGGCCUGUACCGCAACGCCCCCGAAGGCCACCUCCAUGAACGCGGAGCUCUGAUGUUCUUGCUCAUCUGGACCUUCCUCCUCUUCACCUCUACCUUCGCUCACAUGGUCAUUGCCGGUAUCGAGCUUGCCGAGACAGGUGGUAACCUUGCCAACCUGAUUUUCUCCCUUUGCCUGAUCUUCUGCGGUGUCCUCGCCUCCCCGGACCAGAUGCCCCGCUUCUGGAUCUUCAUGUACCGCGUCUCGCCCUUUACGUAUCUGGUCUCGGCCAUGCUGUCAACCGGUGUCUCCGGCGCCGACGCCACCUGCUCUGCCGUCGAGUAUCUCAGCUUCAAGGCCCCGGCCAACGAGACCUGCAAGCAGUACAUGGCACCCUGGAUCGCCAGCUAUGGUGGAAGUCUCAUGGACGAAAAUGCCGUUUCCGACUGCCAAUUCUGCUCCUUGUCGACUACCGAUGCCUACCUUGACCAGAUCGGUGCGCACUUCUCGGAAGCGUGGCGCAACUUUGGUAUUAUGUGGGCGUUCAUCAUCUUCAAUAUCUUCGGCGCUGUCUUCAUCUACUGGCUCGCGCGUGUGCCUAAGGGUAGCCGCAGCAAGAACUGA